Molecule: messenger RNA, 834 nt
Organism: Phycomyces blakesleeanus NRRL 1555(-)
Lineage: Eukaryota; Fungi; Mucoromycota; Mucoromycetes; Mucorales; Phycomycetaceae
Exons: 1
Molecular function (GO): protein binding
Source: RefSeq, a predicted model, not a curated record
GAGGCUGUUUCGUUCUGCUGGAAGAAAGCUGUUUUGGAGAACGCAAUGCGCCCUGAUGAAGGUAUCUGCCUUGAUGUGAUCCGUGUGGCUGGAUUGUCUGGAGAUGUGAAGCUGGCUACAGAGGUGCUCCAGCAUCUUGGUGAAAACGGCUACACAUACAAGGAGUACUACUUUGCUCCUUUGAUGGAGGCAUUUAUGAACAAGGGAGAUCUCAAGAGCGCAUUUAGUGUGCUUGAUAUCAUGCGUGCUUCUGGAAUUACACCCUCUGCUCAAGCCACACUGCCAAUCCGUAACCACUUGAGAAACCAGAUUGAUAAGAUUGAUGAGGCCUACUUUAUUUUGGAACAGUUGAAGAAGGAGGACAAAUCUGUGGAUGUUACAGCUUUCAAUGUGGUCUUGGAAGCGUGUGCUGAUGCCAAGGAUGUAGAGCGUACUGUUGCUACUUACCGUGAAGCUGCUUCUCUGGGCGUGACACCUAAUGUUGAUACCUACAAUGCUGUUCUAAUUGCCUGCAUAAACACAAGAAUGCGGGAUAUGGGCAAGCUUGUGAUUGUUGAGAUGAAGAAGGCUGGUAUUACACCCAAUACCGAUACAUACACCCACAUGAUUUCGCUUGAAUGCACCAGUCGCGAAUAUGAGAACGCAUUCAAUUACCUCGAGGAGAUGAAGAGUUAUGGUGCAAUUCCUCCUCAGAUGGCUUAUGUUGCAUUGCUUAGAAGACUGGCACAAGAAGCUGAUCCCCGUUAUUUGGUUGCUGCAGAGGAGAUGGAGACAUUUGGGUACAAGGUACCUUAUGCUAUCCAACAAAACUGGCUUAAAGCAAAAGAGCAAUGA